Penicillium subrubescens is the source of this 2336-nucleotide messenger RNA. RefSeq names its product TFIIH subunit TFB1 family protein. The transcript has 2 exons. Gene Ontology annotation, biological process: transcription by RNA polymerase I; transcription by RNA polymerase II; nucleotide-excision repair. The record is from RefSeq and is a predicted model, not a curated record. Gene Ontology annotation, cellular component: transcription factor TFIIH holo complex; transcription factor TFIIH core complex. NCBI's taxonomy places the organism in Eukaryota, Fungi, Ascomycota, Eurotiomycetes, Eurotiales, Aspergillaceae. Bases 119 to 2047 code for a protein of 642 amino acids.
CUCUCAAAGGCUUCAAACUUUCUCUGCGUCACCGAAGCUUUACUCCUGGGGAUCUACUCAUCCAGAUGGGUGGUUUCGUUGUCGCUGCCCAGGACAGUGGAAGCUGUCGAGACACGCGAUGAUGGCGCCUCCGAGCGGAGCGGCCUCAUACAAGAAGAAGGACGGCACUCUGACUCUGUCCAAGGAUGAGCAGACUCUCACCUGGAGCCCAGCUGUGGCUGGACCUGCGGGCUUGAAUAUCGCCGUUUCUACCAUCACCAACCUACAACAGACCCCCGCAACGAACCCCAAGGUGAUGCUCAAGGUCUUUGCCCUCGCCCCGAACGCCCCGCCGAAUACCACGCCAGACCAAUAUGUUUUCUUAUUUACGGCAGGGCCAGACGCUGCUCGCCCGCAGGCCGACGCCAUCAAAAAUGCCCUCAGCGCCCGAAUGAACGCAGGGAAGGCGGGAACGCCCACGCAAACGCCCACCCCGGGUGCCGCUGCUGGAGGGGGUUUGUCCGCGGCGAUGGCGAUCGCCAAUGCCGUCUCGUCGGCAGGGACGUCGAAGAAUCCGUGGGACGACGAUAAUAAGCUCAAGGGCGAUGUGGAACUGCAACAGUCGCUGCUGAAAGCCGACCCCACCCUGCAACGGAUGUUCAUGGAAUCAAUACACACGAAACCCGAUAGCCUGACAUCGGCCCAGUUCAUGUCCCAGUUCUGGUCGACCCGGUUGCAUCUUCUGCGAGCCCAUGCGAUCGAGCGGGCGCAGACUCGUGGCUCGUAUAACGUGCUGUCAUCACUGAAGCCGCGCGUGGAAGAAAAUGUGACUCGGCUGAACAUCAGCAAGGAGCAGAUCUCGCUGAUCUUCUCGCAGCAUCCACUGGUCAAGCGGGUGUAUGAUGAGAAUGUCCCCAAGUUGAGCGAGCAGCAGUUCUGGUCGCGGUUCUUCCAAAGUCGACUGUUCAAGAAGCUGCGUGGAGAACGUAUCUCCGACUCGGAUGCUACGGACGCUAUUUUGGACAAAUACCUCCGAGAAGAGCACCCCGACGCCAAUCGAGAGGCAUUCGUCCCCCAUUUUAUGGACUUGGCGGGAAAUGAAGUUCAUCACAGCCAGCGCCGUGGAAACAGGCCGGAUCUGGACAUGCGGCCAUCUGGUGUAGACAAGGUGCCCAUUAUUCGGACACUCAAUAGUCUCAGUGAGAAGAUUAUGGCCAACGUUGCUCCGGCGGAUGGAGAUGUGACUGCUCCCAUUGGAAUGGACGAGGAGACUUGGCAGGAGAUGCAAUUACGAGAUCUCCACGGUGAUGAGGAGCAGGCUCGUGUCACGCUGAACAUCCGCGAUCAAAACCGCUUCUUCUCGCAGACUCAGGAGGACGAGCAGACCCGGGCAUUUGCCCAGCAAGACCCGGACCAGAUUUUGAAGGCUCUGCGGUCCGAGAUUGCGCAUAGUCUGCCACUUGGCGGGACUGCGCCGCUCCAAAAACUUGUCGACCCGGGCGACGACGAGGAUGAGGAGGUGGAAGACGCACCAGCCAGUAAGCGUCCCGUCGGAUCAUCGGCAGCCCUACACGAUGCAUUUGCACAGAUUCUGGGCGCGGUCCGCGAGCAGCGCGACCAGAUGAACGAGGGAUCUGCGUCCGAUACGUACGGACUUUCCACGGGACUUUACGACCGGUUGACCCUAACACACGCAACAUCAACCGAGUUCCUCAAUCAAUUCUGGCAAGCCUUCCUCUCAGGCAAUCCUGAGCGGGCUAUCGAAGCACAGUCCCUUUCGGAAUCCCUGACUCGCGCGAUAGAACGCAUCAAGGCCGUUGCCAACGAUGCAGAAGUCGAACGACAAGUCGAGGUCGACCGGCGAAAGAACGCGGCACGCGAAUACUUUGAAAGAACUAAGCGCAAGCCCCGGCUGAAUCUGGAUGAUAUUGAAGGUGGCCAGAAAGUGGUCAAUCAGCUUCUGGGGCCGACAUUGCAUGCGUUGCAGCUAGCGUUGGCCAGGUAUAAGACUACACUAGAAGCGGAGAAGGCCGAGGCGGCUAGAGAAGCGGCCUCGCUGGCUGUGUAGAGAAGAGAUGAUGCGAUGGUGAUGUGCAGCCAAACAAGAUAAAAGGAGGCAAGACUUUCUAGCGUUAUUUGGAGACUUGGGCAUGGGGUGAUUUGAACUGUAUAAUAUCCAAUAACGCAUCUGCUUAAUCUCUCUUUUUACCUUUAGUGUAAAUGUACGGAGUAAUUAAGUGUGACGAUGGAAAAGCCACGAUUGUGCGUGGCUUUUAGAGGGAGAAUCGUUGUCUUUUCACCUAUGUAUGAUAUUGCAUGCCUACCUUUCGCUACUAAGGCUAAUUAAGAGAACACUG